Orbicella faveolata is the source of this 4868-nucleotide messenger RNA. RefSeq lists its product as uncharacterized. The record is from RefSeq and is a predicted model, not a curated record. Gene Ontology annotation, biological process: cilium assembly; centriole elongation. Gene Ontology annotation, cellular component: centriole; centrosome. Gene Ontology annotation, molecular function: tubulin binding. NCBI's taxonomy places the organism in Eukaryota, Metazoa, Cnidaria, Anthozoa, Scleractinia, Merulinidae.
GUUCCUCCGUAGAAAUUACAAUGGUUUCGCUUUGAUCAUUCACUAUUGUUACCGUAGCUAAAAAUGCUUAUUAGCCGUCCAAUAAUUCACUUUUAAGAUGCGAAUUAGCUUCUGGAUGGGUCACUUUGUUUGCGAUCGAAAUCGCUGAACAACUGGCGAACAUAUGCACGUGUUUGCAUGGUCUUGAAUGCACUGAGGGACGUAUUGGGAUGUUGGACGACUUCUUGAACUCUACAGACAAGGGAAUGUGUAAAGCAUGGAACGUUUUAAAACGAUAGACGUUGGUGUUAUUAAUCAAAAGGAGAACAACCCAUCUCUAACUAGAGAUGGAAAGGACAGAAAUGCGCAGGAUGGCAACGCAAUUUUAAACUACGUUCCUCAGGCAGGAGUAACAAAAUCUCAGCAACCUUUAAAGGACAGGAACAUGGCAGCACAGCCACAGAUCCAAAAACCUCAUGAUCAGGUGCAACUUUUGGAGAAGUUUAGGAAACUGCGCCAGUGGCAACAACAACAACAAGAAAGUAUGUUCCGUCAACAACAGCAACAAAUGGAAACGUUGAAGAUGGAACAAAAUAAACUCCAGAGCAUCUUGGCUGCUCAGAAGAGACUUCAAGAACAGCAAACAACUUCAAGUGUGACAGUGCGCUCUCCAAACUUAGUAAAGACUUCAAGUCAGGCUGAUACUAUGAGUCCAACCACUGCACAGAGUCAUCCACAACAGAAAGCAGGGGCACAGAUGCCAAUAAAUAUGAUGACAAGAGCAGAAGCUGAAAAUAAUGAACCUAUAGGACAUCAUUCAAAUGUAUUACUUAGAUCUAUACCUACAUCUUCUGCACCACCUAUUGUAAUGAGUCAAGGAGAUUCAGAUUUCCAAAUGAGACAGUUUGGUUCUCAGCAGUAUAAUGGAACCACAGAAAAGCUUGAAGGAAGUUUAGCUUCUUUUAACAAGACAGUUUAUCCAAUGAUGUGGAACUCAUCAAAUUAUCGCCUUCCCUUGGGUACAAUUCCCCUUUCUUCUGCUCCAAAGGUUGUGCCUUUGCAAGGGCAGCCUGUGUCUGGUUCAGCAAACUCAAACAGACUCAUGCCCUAUGCAGGUAUGAACUAUAAUGGAAUGAUUGAAGUUCCUUCAAGUUCUCAGAUUCCAGUUUCAUCUCAGGAGCUAAGAGGAGUGGGGUAUAACCCUGGAAGAGACAGUCAAAGCCAUUUUGAAGUCAAUGCCAGGGAGACUAACACGGCUCUUGAGUGUAACAAAAGUCCAGGUAUGAAACAGGAACUUGAAAGAUUGUGGAGUCACCAUGCUGAGGUAAAAGGCCUGGCUGAUGCUGAUUCUCAGAUUGAUGAACAAUCUGAAGCUGAUGCUAUGAGUGGUGUUUACCCUCUCUAUGAUUCUGAACCAGAGGUGGGUGUGAAUGAGAGCGAUGAAGAAAACGAGGAAAAAGAAAUGGAUGAAGAAUCAGAAGCUGAGGAAGAAUUAGAAGAAACCAGUGAAAGGAAUGCAACAGUAAUAGAAUUAGAACCUCAUCCUGAAGAUGUGCAUGUAGAAGGAAUGAAUGAACAGAACUUGGACAAAAGCAAUACUGAAGUAGAUGAUGAAAUACCCAUCAAGCCAGGCAUAGGAGGUGCAUCCUCUGCCAAGACUUUUGAGGAACUCUUAGAACAGCAACUCAGACUUGACGAGGCUUCCAAAGCAGACACAAACACCCAAAAUGCAAGUCAAAAGCCUCAGAGAACAUUUCUAAGAAAAGGCCAAGGACUUGCAAGAUUUAAAGGAAAAUCAGCUUCAAAUAAGACAGGAGCUCAGAGUCAGGAAUCCGCUGGCCAGUUUGCAUCUGUACAGCAGAGGAAGGAAAAGAAGACUGGUAAUGCUGUGGGUAAUUCAUCUCAAGGAAAUGAUAAACAAAUUGUGACCGGUGGAGGUCUUGUGGCACAGACCAGGGUAACUCGAAAGGUGGCAUCUCGGAGUCCUCAGGUCGUGACAGCAGCAACUCAAGCAAACACAUUGAGGAAGCCACAGCAAUUCCAAGUCUCUAAUGCCCCAAAAACCAAAGUAGCUACUUCAGAAGCCCAAACAACAGCCUCCAAACUUAUGAUAAUGAAACCAAGAACUGAGGAGAGUGAUCCACCUGGUUUGCUCAAUAGUAUUGAUGCCUCAUUUCAAAUGAGAUUAAGAGAGUUGGAGGAAAAACAAGAGUUGGAAGAAGAAGAGCUGGAAGAAUUUGAGCUUUUAGAGCAAGCUGCUGCAAAUGCCUCCUUCUCAUCUAACUCCUCUGUGGUGGUCAAAGUGUUGGCUAAAGCUCGAGGAAAUGUGCCGGACAGUAAAAAAGUUAGCAGUGGACAAAGUGUUGAUAGCAGAGGUCCAGGAGGAAUUCUGAGUCCUGUUGAUACAGGUUAUGGCAGUGGAGAUGGUAAAGUAGCUUUAUCAGUUGAUGAUCCUGGAUACACAGUUAUGGAGAGUAGCAUGAAUGAACUACAGGAGAAUGAAAGCGAAGAUGAGGGCAGUGACAUUACACUACAGGAGAUGAGUUUGGACGGUGCUUUAGAACUUGAUGAAGGUCAGGAUGACAAAAGGCAAACAACUGGAGAGCAGUACAAAGUCCUAGUUCCUUUGUACCUUGAUCCAUCUUCAUCACUUGCGAUCGAGGAUGACUUCGAUGACGAGGAGGCCUGGGGUGCAAUAAAGAAGCAAGCAGGUACAGGCACUGAGAUUAUGAAGAAAAACAUGGAAGAUGAUUCGGAUUCUGAUGACGAUGACAGCGAUGUAACAAUCAGUGACAUCUUCCCUCUUGUAACCUCCACCCCGCCUGCACAUAUGAAGGGUGGUCGGCGCCAAUGGAACUCAGAGGCUGACGGCAGCGAAGGUGAUGGUUUGGUAGCGUCAACACCACCAACAUCUGCCCUGGUUACCAAGCUGUUUCCACAGAUGAAACCAAAGCAAAAAGUUACUCAGCCUCCUAGUAAACAGGCAGACAACGAAAUUCCUAAGACCCAAACCGGAAAAGAGAAGAAGGAAGAGUCUGUAGAUACAAUCCAGAGUAUGGCAGUGAGGGAAAAACUCAAAGAACUGGAAACUGAGAUUGACAAGUUUAGAACCGAAAACGCAGCUUUGGCCAAGAUGAGAACUGAAAGAGAAGAGGGCUUAAAAAAACUUCAAACUGAGAUUGCCGCAUUUGAGAAACAGAAAACAGAGGAACUUGAACGAUUAGAACAGUUCAGAGAAGAAGAACUUCGAAAGCUACGCCGUGAACGAAGAGUGUUUGAAAAAUACCAAAAAGCCGCCCGUUCAAUGCCAGACAAGAAGGAACGCGAUGAAAUCGAGAGCUUGCGUGGACAGGUAGUUGAGUUACGGGAAGAACUUAAGCAGCGUGAGUCACGUUGGUCAGCGGCGUCGACGCGUAACCGACAGAGGAUCGAGGCUCUGGAACAACAAAACAAAGAACUUCAAGAGGAAGUGAAGCUGUUAGAGCACUAUCGACUGCAACAGUGGAGAGAAGAUGAACAGGCCAAGCAGAUAAAAGAAGAAAUGGACUCAAGACCGAAAAAACCUUUACAACGAAAGACUGCCAAGACAACUGAAGAAGAAUCAGGACCCAGGCUUCCACUGCGUCACCGAUCACCUCCCUUGAGACCAGCUUUGGUUGAAGCAGUCCCCAGUUCGACUCCGGAAAAUGCUACCGUUGAUCCUGGGAACAGGCCUCUCGUUGCCAGCAUUGAUGCAAACAACAAUCAAGCCAGGACGCCUCAUCAAGAGGAAGACGCUUCAACCGAUAUCCUUUCUAAAUCAAACGAAGAGAACUCUCAAAUAAGCUCUAUGGCCAAGUCUCAAGAAGAUAUCACACAGGAAAUCCGGAAAUCUAAACGAAGCCCACGACGUAGAAGCAAGACUCCGGACAGCAGUGAAAAACUAAAAAGAAACGUCCAUUUCCAGGAUGAAGAGAAAAAUGAUCAAAGUGACCCAAGAGAAAGCGUCAGUUUAAAUGAGAGAACAACGAGACAAGAUCCUCGAGAAAUAAUGCAUCCUGAUGGAAAGGUAUAUAGUAAACGUAUCUACUAUUACUCCGACGCGCAAACAACACAUACCACUUACCCUGACGGACUGGAGGUUCUUCAGUUUCCCAGUAAACAGAUUGAAAAGCAUUACCGUGAUGGUACAAAGGAGAUCAUUUUUCCUGAUCAGACCAUUAAAUACCUAUACCCCAACGGAGCGGAGGAGUGUGUAUUUAGUGAUGGCACCAUUCAGAAAGUGAGCGUGGAAGGAGAGAGAACUAUUGAAUUUCCAAACGGACAACGAGAAACGCACACCAAGUACUAUAAAAAAAGAGAAUAUCCUGACGGCACAGUGAAGACAGUUUAUCCCGAUGGUCGUACUGAGACCCGUUACGCUACGGGACGGAUGCGGGUUAAAGAUCGGGAUGGACGGGUCCUUGUCGAUUCAUCCGGCCAGAACAGAUGACAGUCGCUGCAAAUAGGGAGGACAAUUCUUACACUGUAAAAAAGGGGUAGAUGAAAGAAAGCAAGAAAAUGAUAUAACAAGACAACUCGAUGGAUUUCCUUAUUUUUGUAUUGCUCCCAAAGAUGAGAAGUAACGGCUUUGGUGAAUGCGUGGCCGGUUUUUUGUGAUAAGUCUGUAAAAAAUAAUAAUUUAUCAAAUCUUUCAAGUAAGAAGGGUAAAAAAUACGAUUUGUCCAGAUUGACAAUGUGUACAUGCAUGUGUGAAUAAAAGUAAUGUGAUUUUCAGGCUUUACUUUAUACAAAAGCUUGACCAACGAGUUUUGGUAAUAUUUGAGAGUGUUUUUUCCAAGUGUAAAUUUGAAGUCUCUAUAAACGUCUGUAGACCCGUAAAACACUGACAAGAGAGAUCAGCUAUCUAA